CGGGGUGAAUGCUCGGGCCUGGCCCCCAACUCCAACCCCUUCGCGGCGAUCAGCGCAGCACGUGGGGGUUGGCCACGUUCCCGCGCGCGCGCCCCGGGCCGCUGAGCGCGCACGGCGGCGGACACGCGCCCCGGAGUUGAUAAAUUUUUUUUCACAAUGUUUUGUUGUGAUGACUUGGAAGCCUAUGAAGAUGACCUGUAUCGUGAGGAGUCUACUAGUGAAGCAGAAAUUGAUAGUGAAGUGGAGUUCCAGUUAUACAGUCAAGUGCACUAUGCAAACAAUAUUACUGAAAUGAAGAUGGAUGAAAGGAAGAAUACAGAUAAUGUAAAUCUGGAUACCACUUCAGUAAAAGAUGAUGAAAAGCAGUCAGCAAGACCUAGAAGACAAAAUGUUUCCUCUGAUCAUGAUUUCAUACUCAUUUCAGAUAGCUCUGAUGUCAUCAUUCUGUCAGACUCUGAAGGCGAUGAUAGUAUUUAUACACACAAGGAUGCUAAAUCCACAGAAUGUUACCUUAAGCAAGGAAAAGAUCAAUCUUUAGGAAAGCAUGCACCAGGAUCAGACACUGGUACAAAUAACUCAACACCAGAUGUGAAUAGAUCAAAUGAAAUGCAGAAAUUGUAUCAGUUGAAGGGCAGAACUUGUCCACAAAUCCAAGAGAGUGAAAGUUCUGGAGCAGAGAGUGAUGAUGAAGAGAUAAAAAGUUGGACAAUACUGGGAAUUGAUAGGGAGGAAAAUGAUGAAGACAAUAUCCAGAUCAAUGUUGUUAACUCUGAAGCACUGAAGACGAAAGGAGGUAACGUUGAUUUUCACUGGUUCCUCUGUGAAAAGGAUCUACAGAAGCCAUCUGUGGAUUAUCGCAAUCGUUAUUAUGCGCAAAAUUUCAAGAAUGUGGACUGCAGAAACUGUGGCAAGAAAGGACACCUAUCCAAAAACUGCCUAGCUCCUAAGAAAUUGCCUUCUUGCUGUCUGUGUGGAGUUAGAGGUCACCUUCAGAGAUGUUGCCCAGAGAGAUAUUGUACAAACUGCAAUAUGCCUGGUCAUUGGUUUAAGAACUGCAUUGAAAGGGCAUACUGGAAAAAACGGUGUCAUCGUUGUAGUAUGACCGGACACUAUGCUGAUGCUUGUCCUGAAAUAUGGAGACAGUACCACUUAACGACCAAUCAAGGACCAAUAAUAACUGGAUCUAACCAGCCUGCUGCAAAGAAAUCUAUGUAUUGCUACAAUUGUGCAAAAAGAGGGCAUUAUGGUUAUGAAUGUUCAAGCAGUUGGAUGCAUAAGCACAUCUUUCCUACGUUACCACACGUGAAAUACUAUGAUACUGAGAAGGACAUAAAAAGAAGAGAAUGGAGGAUUCAGAGGAAAGUUGAAGAACUUCAAGAUGCCGGACUUCUUGAAAUCAGCUUUCCUGCUAAGAAACAGUGCAAGGAGUCUGCAAGCAAAGAUUGCCUUUCAAAGAAAGAAAAGAAAAAAUGGAAGCAAGAGUUGCUGAAGAAAAGACCUAGGGAACAAGAACGAGGAGAGAUCACCAGAAAUAGUAUGAUGACAAAAUGCAAAACAAAACUGCACCAUCGUUUUUCCCCUGUUCCACAAAGGCUCAGUGACGGUGCUGAGGAAGAUUUUCCAAGGGGACUUGGAGCGAGGUUAGCAGCAUCCAAUACUGCUCACCACAGAAAACACCAACGCUUUCUGUUUGUACACAGUAACCCACCACAGUCUGAUGGACUACUGGAUCAGAUGAAGAAUAAGAAGAACAAGAUAAGGAAAAAGAAAAAACACUUAACUGCUUCUUUAAAGCAUAUAAAGAAAGGGUGGAAAAAGGCUAAAAAAACAAAAGUAUCUGUUGUAGAUAGUACAACAUCCCCCAUCCCAAAUAAUGUUUUAAUAAUAAAGCAGGCAAAAAAGCGCAAGAGGCUUUCUAAAUUGCAGGAAGUGUAGACCAGUUAAAAUAGUAAAUAGUUGCAUUUGUUUCUGGGAAAGUAGAUGUCACAUGGCGACAAUUAAAUAAUGUAAACACUGUUGGUGUUAAUUUAAUUUGACAUGGCAUUCAUGAACACAUAUCCACAGAAUUCUGUGUAUCACCAAGCCACUAGUGAUGCUAACCAAAAAAUGUGUGGAUGAAUAAUUUGACAAUCUUCCCAGGACUGCAUUUGCAUGUUCUGAGAAGAAAGAGACACCAAAACCAAAACGAAGGCAGUCCACAUAAUGGUUAAGCAAAAGCCUAAAUUACUGUAUAGGAAAGGAGAAACGUGUUAUUUUUUAACUGGAUUAGUAGUUUCACUUAAUAAAGACUUUAAAUUUUUUCAUUGCA
This is a messenger RNA of Hypanus sabinus (Atlantic stingray), 2308 nucleotides long. It is a transcript of the gene zcchc7, whose product is annotated as zinc finger, CCHC domain containing 7. The coding region runs from base 157 to 1935 and encodes 592 amino acids. Gene Ontology annotation, molecular function: zinc ion binding; nucleic acid binding. The record is from RefSeq and is a predicted model, not a curated record. The transcript has 9 exons. Lineage: Eukaryota; Metazoa; Chordata; Chondrichthyes; Myliobatiformes; Dasyatidae.